This is a messenger RNA of Scophthalmus maximus (turbot), 2768 nucleotides long. RefSeq lists its product as uncharacterized. Lineage: Eukaryota; Metazoa; Chordata; Actinopteri; Pleuronectiformes; Scophthalmidae. Bases 154 to 2637 code for a protein of 827 amino acids. The record is from RefSeq and is a predicted model, not a curated record. The transcript has 4 exons.
UACUUGGAAAGCUGUGUUGGUUUGUUAGUUGAAAUCUUUCCAGCGUGUUGGUAUAACUGUUUUGCUUUCGAACGACACUGAAACUAUCGGGUGUCUUGCGACAAGGAAACGACAAACGAUUCUUUCAAUUUGCUUCCUGCCUCUUUGUUAGAAAUGGAGGCUACAAUGCGGCACUCGUACGGUCUGGGCCCUCGGGGUCCGGACCCACCUCGUGGAGCGCCACAGGGCCCGAGGCCCCAUCAACCUGCUCCAGGACCUUCAGGAGCUCCACGUCCUGACGAGCAGCACCACAAACCGUUCUUCUACAUCCAGCCCUCGCAGCCAUACGUGCCCAUGCAGAGUAUGCAGUGGCCUGUACCUGUGCCCAUGCCCAUGUCCUACAACCCAUACUACGGCUACCCCGGCUUAGGUUAUGGAAUGCCAAUGAUGCCCCACUAUCAGCCGAAUCCCUACAUGGAGCCCCCUGGCUUCGUUGUGCCCCACACCCACCUCCACCUGAUGGACUACAGACGCAUGCUCAACCCCCAGUACUACCACACCAUGGCCUACCACUCCCGCAGGUUCCGCUAUCAACACAACGGCCCGGCCCGAGAAAUGACCAGCUCUCAGGUUCAAACUGAGCCGCUGUCUGCAACCCAGAGGACCAGCACCCCGGGUUCCAGCGACACCGAAGCCUCCAGUGGCCUCUCAGUCUGCAGCAGGGAUACCCCCAGUGUCCCCGCCGGCCAGUCGCUCUCACCACCCUCGACUGUGCAGAAGAGGAAUCAUUCUCUCGAGCGUAAAGACAUUUCGCCGCCAUCCCCGACCAGGACGCCACCAAAUGGCAGCUUCACGAUUCAGACCGAGGAAGUGAGGAUUGAGUGCUGCACUACGCCGGUGGGACUGCAACUCCUGCACUCUCAUGAGACCGCAGAAGUGUCCCACAGGUACUCGCAGGACAUGGUCCAGUGUAGCUCCGUCCUCCAGGGCGGUGUGCUGCAGGAUGACGGACUGAGCCUUCCUGCGCACCAGUCAGAGCAGGCACUCCAGGCUUGUCCUGACAUACUUUUAGUCGGGACAAACGCCGGCGGUGACGAGAUCUCUGCUCUCGAGGAGUCCAGGAAUCAGGUGGACCCUGACACCGAGACCUCCAAUUUGGGAUCUCAAGGUGACGUUGAGGAGACGAGGAGCAUGAAAGACCUGAGUAACUUCAAUUUCAAAGUUGUUCACCUGCCCUUUGACCCCAAGUAUCUGGAUGAGCUGCGGAAGAUGGAGUCCACGGUUUGGUCCAUGGAGGAAACCUUGAUGCCCUCCCCUGAAUCGCUGAUUCAAAAUGGCGGCACAGACUCUCACGAGGAAACGCUGGCUGCUGUUGCGGGAGUGUCCUCGGAGGAUGCUCUGUCGCUGAGCGAGGAAGCUCCUACAGAAGACCUCAUCUCCAUGAUUGAGAUGCCUCCUCUGGCGGAGGAUGAACUGGAGGACAUGGUUCCCACUGUGGAGGGUCCUGUGGUCGAGAUGGAGUUUGAAGAGGAUAUCUGCCCCGUGAUGGAUGUCGCAGAGGAAGCUCGUCUCACCAAGUUGAUGCACACAGCAGAGGUAGAUCUUGCACAUAAUUUGUUGCAUAACAGAAACCAACAUGGAAGAAAAACUGACAUCCAGGAUCACCAGGACACGUCAUUUGAAUCGUUGCCCGCCUACCUCCCCUCAACCAGCUGGUUCGCCGACUUCGACAAUGUCUACUGUUGUAGCAAGUUGCCACCAACUCCCAAGAAGCAGAGCAAACCCCUGAGCAACUGUGGGUUAGAUGUGCCAGCCAGAAGAAGAAAACUAGACCUCGAGUACAAAGAACAGCAUACAGCCUGCAAGCAGAGAGAGCGGUACAAACCCAAAGGGAAGGUGGAUCGGCGAAGCCUCUCGGACCACGAAUGCUGCCUCAGAAGAACGUUCAAUGAGAACGCGUUCACCUCGUACGCACCCACGAGGGAGCGACUUUGCUCCAGAUGUCUGGCAAAAAGCAAGAUCUGCACAUCUGCCAGUCCAGGGACCGACGGCAGGAGCUUAAAAAGAAAAGCUGUUCCCCUCCAGCAGUGGAAUGACGCACUCAUACCAACAUGCGACGCGUGCAAGUUUCACACCAAGAAACUCAUGAGAAAGAGCUCCAGCCCCGAUGUCCGCGGCCUCCAUCACGGACACAACACCGAGGGAGAGUCGUCCGAGAACAGCUCGUGUCGCAGAGGACCAAAGUGGAGGCCAGCCGACGAGCCGAGGACGUUCACGGACUUCAAGCGGCCGCUGGCCUCCAAGCAGAACCGAAAGAAGAGUCCCGAAGCGCUGCAGCCGAAGCUGAGGGAAAAGAACUGUGUGUGUAGCGAGCUGCAGCAUCAGCCUGCUGCGUGGGAGAGGCUGCGCCACCGCCACCAUGGCAACAACAUCCCAGAGAGGGACGAGAACAGCGCCGCGCCCGUUUCCCUGCAGGACAAAUGGAGGAAUGCAGAUCAGAUUUACCUGACGCACAGGUGGCAAGCUGAUAAAUCGUGGAAAGCGGUGAUGCCUAACCCUGAUGUUGACUGCUCCAAGAACGAAGCCAGAACACAACACUUGAAUUAUCACAAGAAAUCACAAUCACAAGGAACUCGUAGAAAAGACACACGAUGCUGAUUUGCACAAGAGCACAUAGUGGGGGAAAAAACACUUUUUAACAAAAUAACUAUGUACACUUAAAUUAUAUUUUCACUUCAUGUAAUUGUACAUAAACUCACUAUGUUCACUAUUUAUUAACACUUGAAUAA